Hemiscyllium ocellatum (epaulette shark) is the source of this 5815-nucleotide messenger RNA. RefSeq lists its product as uncharacterized. Gene Ontology annotation, biological process: protein desumoylation. The record is from RefSeq and is a predicted model, not a curated record. NCBI's taxonomy places the organism in Eukaryota, Metazoa, Chordata, Chondrichthyes, Orectolobiformes, Hemiscylliidae. Gene Ontology annotation, molecular function: deSUMOylase activity. The transcript is spliced from 11 exons. Gene Ontology annotation, cellular component: nucleus. The coding region runs from base 247 to 2649 and encodes 800 amino acids.
GCGUCUGCGGCGGUGACGGUGGGAGAGAGCGCGACCGAGAGGCAGAGACACAGACCCAGACACACAGGGAGACACAGAGAGAGAGAGACCACCGCCCCCCACCCACACCCAGCACCAUGGUCAGGAGGGCGGUCGCUGUGAAGUAUGCGAGAUAACGCCCAAGGACAGAAGCACCAGCAGCAGAUUGAUCUCACACAUCCCAUCCCAUUGUCCUCCAAACAAGAGUGACCGUCCCUCAGCAGGGAGAUGGAGUUCCAAGGUAGGAGUGAGAAGCCUCCAUCGAUAGAGGGCUGGUUCCGGGAACACAAGGGAUACAGUGCUUCAAAUUCAGUGGAGGGGAGGGUGCAGAAGGAUGGCAGCCCCUCCUCAGCCAAUCACAGCACCUGCAACAACCUGUCGAGAAAGAGGAAAGCGGUCUUUGAGGUGCUGUCGGAAAAGGCCGUGAGCGACUGGGGGUUGGCAACCGACUGGGAAGUGGCAGGGUGCAGUGUUCCCUUUCAGAAGGCCAUGGACUCUCGGGUUAGUUCCAAUCAGUCAGACAGGAAGUGUACCUUCUCCAACAACAGUGCGGCGUGUGGUCUGUUUGCUGGAGCUGCAGACCAACAAGGGACCCUGCUGAGCAGGUGCAGGGUGACACCAGCUGCUAAAUCCUGCAGAGGCCUGAAGAGGCGGCGCUUUCGGAAAAGGUGGAAGUUGAUGCAGGCCUUCCAGAUGCUCCUGUAUCGCCGGAUUUCCCCGCUGACAUUCCACUGGAGGGUCUGGAACCUGUUCAGGAAGAGACGUACACCUCGUCUUCAUGGAGCCAAGCACAGCCUGUCCACUGCUCAGCAAUCAGUGGACGAGCCAUCAGAGAAUGCUCAGGAGUGGGAAUCGCAUGCAAAGUGCCUGGAGGCAGGCGAGAUGUUCAGACCCAGGGUGGCUCCUGACUUUGUGCCGGAAAUCAUGUGCUCAGAGAGUCACCGGGCCCCCCGUUCACUGGAAGGCAGCAGCAACAACAUGUGGUUGAAGUCUGGCAGCAGAAGCCCCACCAUGAGGCUGCAGGGUCUGUCCUCUGGCAAUUGUCAAUCCUGGCCCAAGGACUUCCGACUCCCAAACCAAGGGAGCGCCUCGGAGAAUGCCAGCAACUCGAUGACAGCGUCAGUACCCGGCUCGUUCAGGGGCAGUGCUUCAGCCGACCUAGCAGAGAAGCCAAAGGAGGGUUUAGGUACGUUGGCACAGAGCAACAGCCACACGGUUUCCAGAGCUGGCCUGCCACUGGCUGGCAUUGACCAUGGAGAAAACGCUCACCAAGGCACGAGGUUGCUGGGAAAGCUGUUCCUGGACCGAGAUCAUCCCUUGUAUUCCCGGUACGUGGCCCGGCCCAAGGAAGCCCUUCACAUUUGUCGAGAUGAGGCCGCUGGAGACACUUUGAGUCAUGGCUCGAUUAACCUUGGUGCUCAGGAGCAAGCGCGAGGACAUCUGUCCAGCCGGACAAAGCCAGAGGAGGCUGACCUCUCUGUUGGUCAGACACCGUUUGGUGGCGUUGGAGAUAUGCUGGGAGUAAAUGGUCACCCCCUGAGUGACCCGGAUGAAAUGCUCCCCUCAGACGGUGGCGCUGAAUGCCAGCGGGUGGUCAGAGAGGAUGAUGGCAUCGUCAUCAGUCAUGUGUGCAGCAUUGGCUCACAGAUGGUGGAGCAGCUGUUUGGCAGCGAGGACGACAGCAGGGAGGGCAGCUCAGCGAGUCUCAGCAAGCACAAGUGUGAGUCUGAUAGCCAAGCAGGUGGUACCGGAGAAUCAGAGACUGAUGGAGCUGCCGUAGGGCAGCAGUGCAAGACCAGUGACCGAGCCAGUGUGAACCACGUGUCGGCAAUGAGCAAUGAACACAUAGCUUGCAUUCAUGGGCUUCUAGAUGAGUAUAUCCAAACCUAUGGCAGCUUGAUACCCCUGAACACUGAUGAUGUGAUUGAGAAGCUCCAGGCUGUUUUUGAAGAAGAUUUCUCAACCCCACACAGAAAGAACCUGAUUCAGCAUGUGAUGCAGUCAUACCACCGAAUGAUGGGGAAUAAUGCUGUUCGAAACUUUCGAGUCACAUACAAGAGGCAUGUGCUCACCAUGGAUGACCUGUCCACCUUGUAUGGCCAGAACUGGCUGAACGACCAGGUUAUGAACAUGUAUGGAGACCUUGUUAUGGACACAGUGCCUGAUAAGGUUCACUUCUUCAACAGCUUUUUCUAUGACAAGCUGAGAACCAAGGGAUAUGAUGGCGUGAAGAGGUGGACUAAAAAUGUUGACAUUUUUAACAAAGAACUGCUCUUGAUCCCCAUUCACCUGGAGGUCCACUGGUCACUGAUCUCCGUUGAUGUACGUGAGAAGACAAUAACGUACUUCGACUCCCAGCGAACCCUAAACAGGAGGUGCCCCAAGCAUAUUGGGAAGUACCUCCAGGCAGAGGCCAUCAAGAAGAACCGCCGGGACUUCUAUGAUGACUGGAAAGGAUAUUUCAAAAUGAAUGUCGCAAGGCAAAACAAUGACAGUGAUUGUGGAGCUUUUGUACUUCAGUUCUGUAAGUGUCUGGCUCUGGGACAACCGUUCAGCUUCACCCAGCAGGACAUGCCCAAGCUCCGGCGCCAGAUCUAUAAGGAACUUUGCAACUGCAAGCUGACCGUGUGAAGAGCCUGCUCCCAGAAGUUGGCCGACACAAGCCUAACAUUGGGUGACUGACCAGACAAACGCACCCUUUUGUGAACAAUACGAAGACGGCACAAGUUAAGAAGGCUUGAUACAACAAUUCUGGUCUUCAAAUGUGUUGAAACAUGAAAUGUUUUUUUCCCCUUUUUUAAACAAGCAAACUUUUUUUUUCUAUGCCAUAUUUUUUCAAUUAUUUAAGUGUUGUUCAAAUUUGAAAUUCUGGUUACCUAUGUUGUAUUAUUAAACAAGGAUCACAGCACUAAACGGCAGCAAUGGAUUUAUGUGAAGGCAUUUGGGUAUUUAGCAUCUUUAAAGCUGUCUAAUAGCUGGCCUGUGAACUAGGGGAGGAAGUGAUUAUGCAGGAUCGGUGACUCUCCAUGUGGAUUGUCAGAUUUUAGUUCCAAGGCUUGUCACUUGGGAUUAUUUUCUAUGAACUCUCAAUCAGCAGCUUACACAAAGUGGCUCGGUGCAGAGAUGUCUCCCAUUUUUGGGAUUGCUAGGAGACCGAGCAUGGUGCUGUCUGUUUUCUAUGGCUACACUGACAUUAUUGCCCCACAUAGUCAUGGAGAGGUUGUGGCCUAAUGCUGUGGGGUAGGGUUAGGAGGGGAGUAAGCCGUCUUCGAUACCUGUGAAGCUUUUGAGUAAAACAAAAGGUUGCAUCUAUUGAAAUUCAGUCAAAUUAGCUUGAAAGUGAUGGUUAGUCACUGUCCAAAUCCACCAAAUCCUCUUAAAGACGUUGUUUGGUGUUUUGUUCUGUUUGGUGUCUUUUUUCAGUUUGUAUGUUUUAAAAAAAAGCUGGGACUUAAUAUUGUGACCAAAAUGUGGAUUUGUAAGGCUUUUGGGUUUGCUUUUGAAUGGAGAAGGAAAAUGCAGUAGCCUGACACGAUAAACCUCAUGUACCUCACUAACUGCGUGUGGUAGCAAUGUGCAACAGUGUGAUGCCCCAACACCUAUAAUAAAAAUCUGAUUGGUUACAUCAUAACUCUCACCAAGCAUCCUUCUAAGUGUCCAUACAGUUCAGCUUUAACAUGUUAGUAAUUGUGUUUCUGUAUGAAGAAUAUAGGGUGUUGUGUUGGGGAUAGGGAAUUGAUGGAAUAUCAGUUUUACUUGAAAUCUUUGUUAUCAAAUGAAUUCAGCAUGAUAAGCAUUAAAUGGAUUACCUUCUGCUGUUCCCCAUUUCACGCUGCUUAGUAUGGGUUUAAAAAAUAAAAUAUUGGAUAGCUUUUCAUCUUUUAUUUAAAGUUCCUGGUGUGAAUUCAAAAUGGUGGUAGCAUUUUGACUGUGAUUGCACUUGUCCAUGUUUGCAGUCUAUGGUAAUGUCUGACUGAUAGCUCCAUCCCAGAUUUAAUUAAUGAAAUAUGUUUUGUGGUGUCUUCUUUGCCAAUCUGAACGCCAGUUCCUUGAGCAGUUUGGGCAUUGCUAACACCUCCUAUUGUCACCCCCAAAGGCAGAGCUACAGAGCAACACUGCUCACUUUACCGUUUCAUCCCCCGGGUUCAAGUUCAAACACACAGACCAAGAAAAUGAAGGAUUCUUCUGUCUGCUGCCUGCAUAGCACUUCAGUAAAGCAAAGCACAGAGACGUGAGCAUGGGUGCUUACUUUUGAAUGAACAGUCUCACUCAAUCCAGAAAUGGAAAUGUCAGUCGGGAUUGCUGUAAAAUUGAAGGGACUUCUGUUGGGACAGGGUUGAGGGAGCUUUGUUUGGUAUAAGUCCAUGCUGUAUCUAACUUGUGAGUUCUUGAUAAUAGCUGCCAGUGGGAAAGUAUUCCAUCUCUCAGUACUGGGAAGCUCAAUCAUUGAAAUUUAAACUGGUAGAAAGGCAGUGUCAGCUAUUCUUGGAAAGUGUUCAGUGUGUGUUUAACAUGCUGUGGUGUUUUGUUUUGUGCAUUCGCUGUUCAAUCUGGCUGCUUCAUGAAGGGAAUGAGGGGUUUUAAAAGGCACUGAGUUAAUCUUGAAACCCUAUUAUAUCUAGAGAUGGAAAGAUGAAGGCUCAGUGAGAUAAUUCAAAGGCCUGAGAUUUGAUUUUGGGCUAAUUCUGUGCCAAAACUGAUACUGAUUUUACACCCCUUGUACUCUUCCAGUGACUAUUUAUUAAUAAGCUCAGUUUUUGAUUGGAGAUAUUAGUCCAAUUCUAUUGCCUAAUUUUAGGGACUUUGGGAGAUAAGUCUCCUGCAUUUUGUAACUCAAUCAUUCUGUGACCUGAAUCUUCAUAACACUCCUCCAACUACAUGUAACAUAGUUCAGAUGUGAAUGUAGCAAUCUUGUAGCUGAGGAGAAGAAAGCAACAGUUGGAUGGUUGCAAACUUUUAGUCUGUUUUUUCAUAUGUCAAGGGAGCAGGAAUUUUCUUGAAGUGAAGGUUUUAUAUUCUGGGAGUAAGCACCAGUGUUGACAUUGUGGGGGGGAACUGGUGGUGGUGCUGAAAUCUAGUCUGUCACAGUUGAAUUAUUUCAUGUUAAUUGCCUCCAUCUGAAGUAGUGAGCAAUUGGUUUUAGAGCUGGUGAAAUGUAAUGUAUGAAACUGAUUUCUGUCAGUCUUCCUCCCCAUCCCUCUGCAGUUGUAUAAUACCCUGUCAUUUCACUAUUGUUAAAAUAUAGAACCUUCAUAGGAAAAUCCAUAAAAUGAAACAGUCAAAUCUCUUGCUGGAUUAUUGUGGGGAGGGGGGAGUGAUUAUUGAUGGUUUGCAUGCUUCCUCCUGCUCUUUCUCCAGCCCUCUCAAAAUCUGGUCACAUUUGCAAACAUAACAUUUGAAGCUGUGUCCUAGAGAUUCGGUCUGAAACCUAACCACCUUACUGUGGAACUUAAUUUGUCAGAAUCAGUGGAAUUGCUCCUCACAAGUGAGUUGAUUUUUUUUCAACUUGAGUGUCAGUUGAAUCUGCCACUAGUUGUUAUGUGAUAACUUUGUUGUAGAACAAGCAAACGUGGAAACUAUUUAAGGUGACAGAGAUUUCCAGCACUUACUCUUGUAAGCAGAGAUUUGGCUCACAUUAAACCUGAUUUGUCAGAUAGUUUUUCACAAGUAGUGUAACUUGUACCUGAUUUACAUCUGUAGCAUUGCGUGCUUUAGUGAAUUCAGCUCUGUAAUGUUCACAUCUGUACAAAAUGGUGCUGGGAGUGAUGUUUUUGAAAUAUACAGUCAAGGAAGCUAC